AUGGCCCUUGCCGGAAUCCUGAAUGCCGCUGACAUCACUGCAGCCCUUGCGGCUUGCCAAGCUGCUGACUCUUUCAAGCACAAGGACUUCUUUGCUAAGGUCGGCCUCACCGCCAAGACCCCUGACGAGAUCAAGAAGGCUUUCGAGGUCAUUGACCAGGACAAGAGUGGCUUCAUUGAGGAGGAUGAGCUGAAGCUGUUCCUGCAGAACUUCUCUGCCGGUGCCAGAGCUCUGACCGAUGCUGAGACCAAGACGUUCCUCAAGGCCGGUGACUCCGAUGGUGACGGCAAGAUCGGAAUUGAUGAGUUUGCCGUCAUGGUCAAGGGUUAAAUAACUUAGCUGAACAACGUCUUACUUCACUACUCCAAAGGAACAACUUGAGCAAAGACAUACUUCUCUCCCUCUCCUCUUCCCUCUCACUCUCUCUCUUCAACUCUCCACACCACUUUUAUACAAUUGACCUUUCACCAUCCGAACGUAAACAAACUGCUCCCUCUCUCUCUCUCUUUCUCUGGCCGUGCUCACCCCUUUGCUGUCCACAAUGAAUGUACCUGACUAAGUGUAUAGCAUGGUUGACUUUCCCUUGUUGUGUCUU
Messenger RNA from Micropterus dolomieu (smallmouth bass), 595 nucleotides. Its product is annotated as parvalbumin alpha. Bases 1 to 330 code for a protein of 109 amino acids. Lineage: Eukaryota; Metazoa; Chordata; Actinopteri; Centrarchiformes; Centrarchidae. Gene Ontology annotation, molecular function: calcium ion binding. Gene Ontology annotation, cellular component: nucleus; cytoplasm. The record is from RefSeq and is a predicted model, not a curated record. The transcript has 4 exons.